Cloeon dipterum is the source of this 2773-nucleotide messenger RNA. RefSeq names its product SPARC related modular calcium binding-like protein magu (gene magu). Gene Ontology annotation, molecular function: calcium ion binding; protein binding. Gene Ontology annotation, cellular component: basement membrane. The transcript is spliced from 12 exons. The coding region runs from base 174 to 2090 and encodes 638 amino acids. Gene Ontology annotation, biological process: cell-matrix adhesion. The record is from RefSeq and is a predicted model, not a curated record. Lineage: Eukaryota; Metazoa; Arthropoda; Insecta; Ephemeroptera; Baetidae.
UUGAGCGUUGGCUCUGCUCAGUCCCUGCAGCGGCCACCGACCGUGUGCAUCGUUGAAGGUCUCUUCUCGCGGCCGCAACUCACGCGCGACACGGACGCCCGAAUUCACUCUCAUCGCUCUCACCCUCAGAGUGAAUUAAUUUUUUCAAGUGAGCCGCAGUGCGUCACGAUAUCAUGUCGGCCUGUCCUGCCCUUGUGUUCGUGGCGCUCGCCCUGCUGCUGGCCGUGCAGGCACAACCGCCCUCCGCAAUGAGGCCCGUGCCGGACACCGUCAGUGACAAGGACGCUCCUACUCAUUGUCCAACGAAUUGCAGCCCAAACAGGGCAGGGCAGCAGCGCAAGCACGUUUGCGGCAAUGACGGCAAGACCUACCCAUCAGCCUGCCACCUGCUGCUCCAAAGUUGCCAAAACCCAGGCAGCAAACUGCUGGUUCAAUCUAGGGGCAAAUGCAGGCCCAACAAGCAAAGUGGCGGAAGCUCAGAAUCUCAAGGAAACACACACUGUCAGGAGGCACGCAGGUUCCACGCUUCCAAGGAGCAGGAGAACAAGUUUGUGCCCGCGUGCGACAAGGACGGCCACUUUCUGCCGAUUCAGUGCUUUAACGUGUACUGCUGGUGCGUGGACACCGUCUCCGGAAACCCCAUCCAUAACACCUACACCGAAAACGACAAACCCGAUUGCAGCAAAAUUGCCGCUGCACCAAAGACAAAGAAGUCAGGCUCGUCAAACGGCAACCAGUCGCAUAUGCGGAAAGCGUCACAGCGGCCGAACGCCAAGACCGGUAGUAAAUUGCCCUUCGGUGAAAUCUCAAACAGACCGAAGCCAAAGAAAGCGUGCGAAAGCAUGGACAGAAUCACCUUCAACAAAAACCUGCUCAAUUCGCUCAUCGUGGACAUGCGACGCCAGAACAUUACACACAGGCCUGGAAACUUUGGCGAAAUCAUAAUGGAGGAGAUAAAAGAUCCUGAGGUACAGCGGCGGAUCCUGGAGCAUAAGUUCAACAUGCUUGACCAGAACAAAGACCGUGUGCUGGAAAAGAAAGAAUAUCGCACCCUGAGGAAAUUUGCACGGCUAAACGUGAUGCCUCGGAGGUGCUCGCACUCAUUCAUGCAGCGCUGCGACCUCAACAAGGACACCAAGAUCACCAAGGACGAGUGGCUCGGCUGCCUUGGCUUUGACACGCACAAUUCUUCUUUCAUUCCAUUGCAUCUGUUUAAAAUGCUCAACUCAUCAACGGGUGCGUUGCAUCAUGACACCGCUGAUGAGGGUUCAAUGCAAUCGUUACUACCACCGCCGAAUUUCGGCCAAAGUGGCUUGCCUGAAGCGCGCAAGGGAACUAUUCUAGACAUCCCAAUCGUCGAGGAGGAAGGACCCGGCGUAGGUAGUAGCGAUGGUGACAGCUCCGAGGAACCUCCAGAGGGUAAAGGCUGCUUCUUUGAAAGGAGGAGUGCUCAAGAUCAGGACACAAAAAAUUUAUACGUGCCAAAUUGCACGGAAGACGGAAAGUACCUGCGGAAGCAGUGCUACCCAAGCACAGGCUACUGUUUCUGCGUGGACGAGGAAGACGGAAAAAUGCAACCUGGCUCAAUCGUUCUUAACAGUGAGCCACAAUGCGAGUCGCGGCAAUCGAGUUCUUCCAUCAAAUCCCCUAGCUUCAUGGACAAGUGCAACGAGGAAAAGAAAAAACGAUUCAUCAAAAACUUGAAAGAGCUGAUGAACAAUAAAAUCGAAUAUUCCAGCUGGAGCAGCACCGACAAAAAUGGUGACAGGGCCAAGUACGAGAAGCUGGUGUCCGCCUCAUUCUUUGACUCUCUAGACAAGAACAAGGACCACGCUUUGGACAAGAAGGAGUGGAAGGAGUUCCGCAAGAUCGUGGACGAAUCCCAGGUUGACAAGCAGUGCGGCAGGAGGUUCCUUCGCUAUUGUGAUACAGACAAGAAUAGCAGAGUGUCUCGCACCGAGUGGGAGGCUUGCUUGACAGUAAAGAAAGCACCAGCCACUUUUGGCAAUAACGACGACAUUUUUAUUGGCAAGCCAAACGCCAACCGAAGAGGGCCGAAUCCGCUUGACGCUCUACUGGUUUACGAUUGAGUUUGUAUGCCAUCCCAUUUGAAAUUAAUUGCAUUUGCCAAGAUUUAUGAAGGCGCUUGACUAGCCGAGAAGAUAAUAUUUAGUAUUUUGACAAGAACGAGAGCAGGACAGUGUUUGUGACAAGUGAGAUUUCAAUAUUUCGCAUCAGUAUGCUUAUUAUAUAUGUAUUUAUAUUCUUGGAAAACUUGACGUCUGGUGUUAUUUUCGUGUCAACAAGUUUCAUUAGCUGAAGUUGUACUAAGUAUGUGACUGUGUCUCAUUUUAUCUCACGCGCGAGGACACUUCAUUUUUAACUUAUUCGCAAAAAUGCCUAUUUGAGUUUUAAGUAAAUUUGUAAACAUAAUGCGAUGCUAACGUUGCAAAGAUCAUCACAUUAGAGUGUAUCUUUUAGUUGUAAAAUAUAAUAAUAAUGCUGCAUUGUCUAACGCAAAGAUCCUUGAGUGAACGCAAAAAUUUAGCUAAUCAGCAUAUAUGAGCUAAUUAAACCACUUCCAAUAUUAUUUGUAAGUCUGGACCUAAUUAAUACUUUGAAUUAUCAGUUGAAGAAGACAGUUUCAAAGGGUCUGCUACAAAAUUGUACUAACUAUAGUAAUUGUAAGAAAUACUAUGAGAUAUGAAAAUAAGAAUGUUGCAAUAUAUUAAAAAUUGUAUUUCAAUCAUAACUAUUUCUCCCAAGAAAUUUA